AUCUCAAGUCUGCUGAGUAGUUGCUAAGAACUCUCUUUUAACUUUCUUUUCUUAAUACAUGAAUAUACAGUUGGUGGAGCACACAUAGAUAUACCUUUUGAUCAAAUAGGAGGGUCACUGCUAUAGGUGCAAUGCUAUGUUAAAGCAGUCUGUGUCUGAAAAAUAUGGCUUCAUCCCAAGACACCAGUCACAUUCCUUCUCUUGCAUCACCAACACAGCGAAUGCACUUGAUUCAUGUGGAUUCUGUUCAUCGAUGGAUGGAGGACUUGCGGUACAUGACAGAAGUGGAGUGCAUGUGCAUCCUUCAAUCAAAACCAAUCAGUGUUGAUGAAGAUGCUCAAAGCGAGCUCAUCAUUAACCCAGAGCACACUGUACGGGACAACCUUCAGACUCUGCUGAAGAGAGCUUUCAUUAUCAGCUCUGAACUGACCAAAAUGUUUCAAAAGCUGGAGAAGAACCGUUGGCAAAGAAUGCACAGCACAGCAGUGAGAGCCAAUUGCCAUGUGCGCUCCCUGGUCAAUGAGUACAACAUCUUCACAAGGAAUUCUCCUGCAGAAAUACAAAAAUAUGAAAAGGCACUGCUGGAGAAAUGCAUGGAGCUGACAAUCAUAACUGAGAGGUGCAUACACACAGAAGAUGAAUAUUUUUUGAUGUCUAUGAAAGACUCGAUCCAUGAAAUACUGACAUCUGUUGGCGAGUCCUUCAGCCACAUGAUUGACAUGGCUUUAGCCAAUGAGAUACAGGUCUUGGUCAGACAAAUGGAAUUGUCUGAUAACAUGUAUACCAUUGGAACAGCCAUCAGCAGCCUACUCGGCCUGACCCAAGAAGGAUCCCAUUUGUGCCGCAUCAUAGCGAAGGAAGGGGCUGUGGUCGCCCUUUUUAAGAUUUGCCGACAGGACUGCUUCCGCUGCCUCUGUGCGCAUGCUCUGAGAACGCUGGCAUCAAUCUGCUGCGUGGAGGAAGGAAUCAGUCAGCUGGAAAAGGUGGAUGGCAUCCUGUGUUUAGCAGAUAUCCUCACAGAUGAAACCAAUCCUGAAGAGAUGCGUGCAGAGGCAGCCGCUGUGGUAGGCCAGAUUACAUGCCCACAUUACACCUUCACCCAGCAUCUGGGCAGUUUCCUGGAGAACAUGGAAGACAUUGUGACCGCGCUUAUCAAACUGUGCCAUCAUGCUUCUUCUGGGGAAGUCUUCCUGCUGGCCUCUGCAGCUCUAGCCAAUAUCACCUUCUUUGACACCAUGGCAUGUGAAAUUCUACUGCAGCUGAGUGCUGUUAGAAUAUUAUUUGAAGCGUGCCGCGAUCGAAAGAGAGUGGAUACACCCUACUCAAAAGAUCAGGUUGUGACAGUAUUAGCGAAUAUAUCUGUACUUGACCACUGUGCUUCAGAGGUUAUACAAGAAAGAGGUAUUGAGUGUUUGCUGGAGAUGUUAUUUGAGAAGCCAUCUACUUCAAAUCCACCAGAGGUUGCUGCUUGCGAGCGAGUCCAGCAGAAAGCUGCAGUUACACUGGCUCGGCUGAGCAGAGACCCAGUUGUAGCCCACACUGCCACAAAACUCAACUGUAUUCCUCGACUGAUAGAGCUCUGUCGAUCACCAACUGAGCGAAGCAACAGUGAUUCUGUUUUAGUUGCCUGUUUGGCAGCCCUAAGGAGGCUAGCAGCUGGGUGCCCAGAAAGCAUUGACGAUUCUGACUUUCAACAACUAAUAAAACCGAGACUAGUGGAUUCCUUCUUACUGUGCUCAAACAUGGAAGAAAGCUUUGUAUAGUGGUAGCUGUAAAAUAACAAUCUAUGUGAAAAGUGUUCAAUUAAAAUCAAAAACCUGAAUUCACUUUAAAGUUGACCAAAAAAUGUUAUGAUGUUAGAUUGAAGUAUUUUUUUUGUUUCUUUUAAAUAGAGAACUAUAAGGAUAUAAACCAUCCCUUUUUAGCAGCGAAGCAUGGAUCAUAUUUGUAGUUUUUAUAGACUAAAAUGUAACUUAGUAAAGUGAAUUUUCUAACAUGUAUGUUCCUAAAUUAUUUUAUAUACAUAAUCAAGAGAUAAACUUAAGUAUCCUGGUUGGUGUACGUAAUAUAUGUUUUAGUAUUUUGACAUAAAAGUGUGUUCAUUUACCAAUCAUUGGGACAAUACAAGUAGAAAGUCUACUUCUGCAUUUCCGAAUCUUACAAAAUACUAGUAAACUGUAGAAUUUGCAGACUUCCCCAUUUCCAUGUCCUCAUCUUUCACAUCCACUGUAGACUCACAUUCAAAAACAUGGUACUUGGAUCAUUCUAGUUAUUGGGUGUCUGAUUGUGGUGUGUCAUCAGAUCAUCUAUUUCAGUUCAGUUCACCACCCUCUCCUUAAUUCACUGAUAGAGUACUGAACAUGCACACAAACUACAAAUUAAAACCUUACAUAAGUACAAAUAAAACUUUUUUUUUCCUUCUCGUUUUUGUCCCUACCUGUCUUAUGUUCAGAAGUUUCAACGAUGCAUUCCAUCCUGUACAUCAUGCUACUGUACUUUUACACUAUCUGUGGAAUUAUAAUCUUAUUCAUUCUCUCAGCAUCUGAUGUUGCAGAAAGCCACACUUUUAACUUCACACUUGGUUGUGUUUGCUCACAUGCUAAAACUAGCACGUUAAAAAACAGAAUAUACUGUAUGUGUAAGCCUGGUAUCCGUGGGGAGGAAAUAAGUAUUCGUUCUUUGAAUAUGUCAUAUUUCACUACUGUGAAUGCAUUAAGGGAAAAUUGUAAAACAUCUAAAGUGGAAAAUGUCAACCUAGCAAAAUAUUAAACAUACUGUAUAUCCAGUUUGAGCAGACCAUCAAAUAUCAUUCUAUAAAAACAUGGAUUAAACUUCUAUGGAUUUAUGGGUAGUUUUUGGUUGCCUUUUUGAAGUUUAAGUUAAUGUAUUUGUAUUUUACAGUAGCUAUGCAAAACAAGAAGUGAUUAUUUUGGGUUGUCAUCGAUAUAGGUACCUAAAA
Messenger RNA from Acipenser ruthenus (sterlet), 2959 nucleotides. Its product is annotated as protein inscuteable homolog. The transcript has 13 exons. Bases 165 to 1763 code for a protein of 532 amino acids. NCBI's taxonomy places the organism in Eukaryota, Metazoa, Chordata, Actinopteri, Acipenseriformes, Acipenseridae. Gene Ontology annotation, biological process: regulation of asymmetric cell division; apical protein localization; asymmetric cell division. The record is from RefSeq and is a predicted model, not a curated record. Gene Ontology annotation, cellular component: apical cortex. Gene Ontology annotation, molecular function: cytoskeletal adaptor activity; protein binding.